Musa acuminata subsp. malaccensis (wild Malaysian banana) is the source of this 1507-nucleotide messenger RNA. RefSeq lists its product as uncharacterized. The record is from RefSeq and is a predicted model, not a curated record. Lineage: Eukaryota; Viridiplantae; Streptophyta; Magnoliopsida; Zingiberales; Musaceae. Gene Ontology annotation, molecular function: tRNA-guanosine(34) queuine transglycosylase activity.
GGCCCCGCCACCGGCACUUCGCGGUGAAGACGUUCCUCAGCGAGUACAGGAAACGGAAGAUAAGGUAGGGAGAAUGCGAUUCGCAGUCACGAGGGCUUGCGGUGGCGGCGGAGGGAGGGCUCGCACUGGCGCCCUCUACAUUGGAGGGAGCACGACCGCGCCCAUCGAGACCCCGUCACUUUUGAUAUCGACGCGAAAAGGCCUCCCAACUUUCGUAUCCCGCGACCACCUCGCCGCCCUCCCCACGCCCGAUUCUCUUCUCCUUCACGUCAGCCCUCUGCACUUUUUAGAUUGCCCUUCAUCCAAAACUAUUUCUAACAUUGGAGGUCUGCAUCAGAUGCUGGGGCUGCAUGAGCAUUUUUUUGUUGCUGCCCCAAGGGAUUCAUUAGAGAGUCUACCUGAGAGUGAAGGCACUAAUAAGCUCGGGGCUUCUUUUGAAACACCUUGUGGUCGUCGACUGAUCAAGCCUUCAGCAUAUGUGGAAAAGAUUGCUUCAUUGAAGCCAAACUUGUGGGCUAGUAUGGCAGAUGAGGUGCCUGCUUGGGUUUCUGAAAAGAGAAAUAAGACUUCUGUAGAUCGAACAUUGCGUUGGCUUGACGAAUGCCUUGCUUUGGACCCGGCAGGUGGGAAAACUAUGUUAGGACUUGUUGUUGGUGGGUCCAAUAUUGAAGAACGGAAACACUGUGCAAUCGAAGUGGCAACUCGGAAUGUAUCAGGUUUUUGGAUUGGAGGUUUUGGGCUCGGAGAGAAUGUGGAAGAACGCUCAGUUUUGCUCAAUGCUGUUACAGAUAAUCUCCCUGAGGAAAAGGUGCGAUUUAUAUCUGGACUUUCUCUCCCAGAGGAAGUAUUGCAGGGUGUGGCUUCAGGAAUUGACCUUUUUGACUCCACGUACAUUUACCAUCUUACACUUGGAGGUUUUGCACUUAUCUUCCCAUUCAAGAUUCUUGAUCAUAACAAUCUAGAUUUUCAGCUCGAUGAUACUGUUGGUGAUCGCACAAAAAUAAAUUUGCGGGCAACAAUCUACAGGAAGGAUAUAUCGCCUAUUGUUGCCAACUGUAGUUGCUUCACAUGCCAAAAUCACACUCGAGCUUACAUAAACCACCUACUUAAUGUUCAUGAAAUGUUGGCUCAUAUCCUACUAGAAAUACAUAACACACACCAUUAUUUGGGUUUUUUUCGUGCUAUGAGAGAAGCUAUCAAGGGUGGGAAGUUUGACUUGUUCCGACAGAGAUUUGUCGAGAGCAGACGCAUCCAUCUUACCUCAGCUGUGCUGUGCUCUUGAUGGCCCCCUCUUUUCCCUUCUUUCUUUACUUGGAGCUUACUACUCUACAAGACUAAUGUGAGCUCUUUAAUGUUGUAAUUGGUUAAUUAUAUUUCAGCAAACAAUUUGACAAAGCAGUCUAUCUGUAAGAUGUAGUCUGUUAGAUGACAGCAUGCACAACAUUCUCUGUAAACUCUAUUCGAAUUUUUAUCACUUAGCAAUUAUAUCUUGGAACACUUUUCUCUC